Molecule: messenger RNA, 959 nt
Organism: Amphibalanus amphitrite
Lineage: Eukaryota; Metazoa; Arthropoda; Thecostraca; Balanomorpha; Balanidae
Product: thialysine N-epsilon-acetyltransferase-like
Exons: 2
Coding region: 173-592 (139 amino acids)
Molecular function (GO): N-acetyltransferase activity
Source: RefSeq, a predicted model, not a curated record
GUGGCUGGCGAGCGGCUGAGUAGAGCGGUGCUCUCAGCGCUUAUAGCGGACCUUAGAGUGAACAUGUCUGAGUCUGGGUAUCGGAUCCGAGUGGCUGUUAGGGACGAUUGUCCUGAUUCUCAACCUGGUGCAGGAGUUGCUGACCGAGAUAAAGCUCGCCACCCCACUGGUCAUGACGGCCGCCCAGUUAGCCGAGGACGGGUUUCCGCGCCACGGGCCGCCGGCGUUCACGUGCCACGUGGCCGAGCGGCGGGACGCGCCCGGUCAGCUGGUCGGCAUCUGUCUGCACUACGUGACGUACUCGGCGCACGUGGGCCGUACCGCGUACCUGGAGGAUCUGUACGUGGUACCGGCGUGCCGCGGCCACCGGCUCGGCGCCCGGCUGAUGGCCGCACUGGCAGACUGGGCCCGCAGCCACCGCUGCAGCCGCAUCAACUUCACACUGCCAGACGGGAACGCGAUGGUGAGGAGGUUCUACCGGCAGCUGGGAGCUGUGGACCUCACGGCUGACGGCUGGCACCUGCACCGGAUCACGGGGGACGCCCUCAGUCGGCUCGGUGACCUGCACCAACCCGAGGGUGACGAGUUGUGACUAAGGUGGUUAUAGGUAAUAGGAAUAUUGUCACCGACCAGCCGUACGGUAACUAUAGCGGAGAGCACGAGAGUCGGAACCUGCCGCCGCUUCCUGUUUGGCCACUGGCCAGUCUACGAACCGAGGGUACCCAACUUGUCGGGACCUCGCCACAACAUUGCUCGUUCGGAACGAGCAAUGUUACGGCGAGGAUUGAACGAUCAUUGGGCACGUUUUAAGCUGUGUCACAAAGUGUCACCAUUAUACAUACGCUGGUGUUAACUAUUACCGGUACAAUUGAGUAUGACAAUAUCUCUUCGACGAAAGCUGAAGUCGAGAUUAUGCAUGACGUUGAAAGACGGACAUGGUUUCACGAUACGGACGACAU